AUGCCAGGUUCCUCUGUCAAGGCCGUGUCCUUGGAACAGCAGCCGCUGCGGGAGUGGCUGGCAGAGCGCCCGUUCCAAGGACAGGGCCAGCCCUCACGUCCUCUCGAUGACCUCCUCCAAUGCUGGCAUUCGACACAGUCACACGAUGAGGUGCAGCGGUCCCCUUGUCUGCGGUCUCACUUUGCCCAGUCUCCACCACCCGCGGUCUCCGUCACCCGUGUGGCCCGCGGGCGGAUGGUCCUCCCCCUCGCCUCGCUCCCUCGGGCCACGACAUGGUCCCGGCCCCCCCACAAUGGUUCUGGCCUCAGGGGCUCUAAACCCAGCCUUCCUGCCCUCCCCACCGGCCUAGUCCUCAGCCUGCAGUGUUACAGCUGUUUGGAACUGGAGACCACGAGCCAGUGCCAGCCCAUCCAAUGUCCCAUGUCCGGCGUCUGCUUCAACAGUGACAUGACCGUGACCUUGGGCACUGGAAAGAAGGUAAAGUCCCAGCACAAGGGCUGCGCCCCCUCCUGCGAGGUGGCCACGAAGAUUAUGACGCAGCUCUCACAGAUGACCAACCCUGAGAGCCUGAGCCAGGGGGUCCUGACUAAGUUCGAAGUGCAGGAGGUGACGUGCUGUGAAAAGGACCUCUGUAACGGGGUGGCCCGGAUGGCGCGCAGCUCCUGGGCCCUGGCGGGAGGGCUCCUGCUCAGCCUAGGACCCGCCUUCCUCCGGGCCCUGCCGUGAGCACCCCGCAGGCCGGCCAGCGUGCCGAAGCUUCCUGCAGCCUGCGCGUUAAGCAAGCUCGCGGCCUCGCACACGCACGCGUUCAUAUGCACCCACACACACAUAUUUGCACCCUGCACGCUCGCCCACACACAGGCUUUCCUGCCUGCCCACCUGGCCAGCCCCGGCGUCAGGCGCCCAGGGCCCUGCCGCACCAACAAGUCUGUCCCGUUUUGCAAACACCAUCGAUUGACCACCGACCCAAGAUGCAGAGGCCGCUAAGCCCCGGCUGGACGGGGGCCCCCAGGAAAGCAGAGCCCACAGCGCAGCCCGGGGCCCGCUAAUGGUGUGCCAGCCAAGACCGAAAGAGAAUAAACGCUUUCAACACCCC
This is a messenger RNA of Puma concolor (puma), 1096 nucleotides long. Lineage: Eukaryota; Metazoa; Chordata; Mammalia; Carnivora; Felidae. The record is from RefSeq and is a predicted model, not a curated record.